Didymella exigua CBS 183.55 is the source of this 1149-nucleotide messenger RNA. RefSeq lists its product as uncharacterized. The transcript has a single exon. The coding region runs from base 1 to 1149 and encodes 382 amino acids. Gene Ontology annotation, cellular component: mitochondrion. Gene Ontology annotation, biological process: biosynthetic process; mitochondrial respiratory chain complex I assembly. The record is from RefSeq and is a predicted model, not a curated record. NCBI's taxonomy places the organism in Eukaryota, Fungi, Ascomycota, Dothideomycetes, Pleosporales, Didymellaceae.
AUGCAAGCUGCAAGACUCAGAGCAGCUCCCAUCCGGCGCACAUGCACAAUAUCAAAGCCACAGCAGCGGCGCAUCCAGACAUCGCAAUGCUUCACCGACGCGCCACGCCCCUCGCAGGCUGAGGUCGAGCGGGCGCGCGCCUACUGCGCCAACUUCAUCCGCACCUACGACACGCCCUCGCACGUGCUGCAGUCCUUCAUCCCCCCGGCCUCGCGCGAUGCCUACCUCGCCAUUCGCGCCUUCAACGUCGACGUCGCCCGCGUGGCCGACACGACCAGCACGCCCACCGUGGGCAUGAUGCGCAUGCAGUUCUGGCGGGACGCCGUGACAAAGGCGCUCGCCGGGUCGCCGCCCAAAGAGCCCGUAGCCAUCCUGCUCGCCCACGCCGCCGAGGCCCUGCACACGCGCACCCAGGGCCGCAGCCGCCUCAGCAAGAACUGGUUCCACCGCAUCAUCAGCACGCGCGAGCAAUUUCUGGGAAAUCCGCCGUACCCGACCCUGCAGAGCCUCGAGACCUACGCCGAGAACACGUACUCGACGCUCCUCUACCUGACGCUGAGCAGCCUGCCCCAGGCCAGCAUCACAACCGACCACAUCGCCUCGCACAUUGGGAAAGCAACAGGCAUUGCCGCCGUGCUGCGCGGUGUGCCGCUGAUCGCCUUCCCGCAGCCCCAACCAGGCGGCACAAGCGGCCACAUAACGGGCCAGAGCGGACCGGCGCAGGGCGCAGUGCUGCUCCCCCUCGACGUCAUGGCCGACGCCAACGUGCGCGAGGAAGACGUCUUCCGCCGAGGCGGCAGCGCACCGGGCCUGAAAGACGCCGUCUUCACCGUGGCCACGCGCGCAAACGACCACCUGAUCACGGCGCGCGACAUGCUGGCCAAGCUGCGUUCCGAGGGCACGUUGGGCCACGACUUCGAGCACCAGAACGAUGAGGAGCAUCGUUACGAGCAGGUCGAUGCGGGCAAGGAGCAGCAGCUCGCCGAGGUCGAGCAGGCGUUUGGCGUGUUCAUGGGCAGCGUGAGUACGCAGGGUUGGCUGGACAGGCUGCAGAAGGCGGAUUUUGAUCUCUUCGAUCCAAGCCUGAGGAAGAACGAUUGGAAGCUGCCCGCCAAGGCGUACUGGGCGUAUUCAAGGAGGAAGCUAUAA